GGAUUUGGAUUCCGAUUGUUUGGAGUUAUCGAUCGGAGAGAUCGUGUCACAUUAAGGAGAUAAGUCUUUAAUGCAGAGAAAUCGUGUGUAAAUGGAUUCUUAAGCCCCACUUUAGUUGCAGAUCUGAAGCUUUUUUAUCGAGAAGAACAAAAAGGUUUGCUUUGUUUCAUAAGUGAUGGUUGUAUGACUCACAUGCAUGUCCUCUGAGCUCGUUUAGCAUCAAGAAGCUUUCCCUUUGAAUUGAUAUGUCAGGUGUUGAAGAAAUCAGUACAUUUGACGAAUUUAGGGGAAGAAGAUCAGACUUUGAAAUCUCAGAAGAUGAGAGACGCCGCUCAAAAAUAGGGAAUUUUAAGAAGAAGGCCAUCAAUGCUUCAACCAAGUUCACUCAUUCUUUGAAGAAACGGGGCAAAAGGAAAAUUGACUAUCGGAUUCCUGCAGUCUCCAUUGAAGAUGUAAGGGAUGAAAAAGAGGAGAGCGUUGUGCUUGAAUUCCGCCGUAAGCUUCUUGAGAGAGAUUUGUUACCUCCUAGACAUGAUGAGUACCAUACUCUUCUGAGGUUUUUGAAAGCUAGGGAUCUUAACAUUGAAAAAACUAUCCAGAUGUGGGAAGAAAUGCUUAGAUGGAGAAAAGAGUACGGAACAGAUACCAUACUAGAGGAUUUUGAUUUCGAAGAGCUUGAAGAAGUUUUGCAAUACUAUCCUCAAGGUUAUCAUGGAGUUGACAAGGAAGGAAGACCUGUCUACAUUGAAAGACUUGGAAAAGCUCAUCCAGCUAAGCUUAUGCGUAUCACCACCAUCGAUAGAUAUUUAAAGUACCAUGUGCAAGAGUUUGAGAGAGCUCUCCUUGAGAAAUUCCCUGCAUGCUCAAUUGCCGCAAAGCGCCGAAUCUGUUCUACGACUACAAUACUGGAUGUGCAAGGAUUGGGAAUUAAGAACUUUACACCAACAGCUGCAAAUCUUGUGGCUGCCAUGUCGAAGAUAGACAACAGCUACUACCCUGAGACGUUGCACAGAAUGUACAUUGUAAAUGCUGGAACAGGUUUCAAAAAGAUGCUUUGGCCUGCUGCUCAGAAGUUUCUUGAUGCAAAGACCAUUGCAAAGAUACAUGUGCUAGAACCCAAAUCUUUAUCUAAGUUACAUGAAGUCAUUGAUUCAAGUCAAUUGCCAGAAUUCCUUGGAGGUUCAUGCUCUUGCUUUGGUGAUGGAGGAGGGUGUCUUCGCUCUAAUAAAGGACCCUGGAAUGAUCCUGAAAUAAUGAAGCUCAUCUACCAUGGCGAAUCAUCACUUUUUCGGCAAAUGACCAGGAAGCUGAGUGACCCGCAUAAUUCUUCAGCCUACAUAAGUAUACAUCCAUCGAAGGCUAUACAAGCUGAGACUUCAGCAGCAGAGUCGGUAUCUUGUUCUGAUGUUCCUACUUCUCCAACUGGAAGAUUAUGCUCAGCCUCUGCUCAUGUGAAUUCAGCUUAUGAGGAAGCUAGGGCAUCAGAUGUUAAUGGCUAUUAUAGUUGCGAUGACAAGUUUACCAUACCUGACAAAGCUACUAACAGAAAAAACCAAGAAAGGCAAUCCCUUUACCAAAUGCCCGAACUCAAUCAAACUACUCUCGGUUUAAAAUGUGAAACAUCUCCACCAGGUGCUCCCAUCAUCCGUUGGCUUCAUGAUUUAAGGGGAACCAUUGACAAGAUACAAUGUGAGAACCUAGCGAAAAGGCUGCUUUCUUUAAUGCUGAAACUAGCUGCAGUUUUCCGUUAUACUCCGCUUGAGCUUCUGAGAAGCCAGACUACAGUCAGCCCUUCAAGUCCAACAGAAGAUGACAGUAGGUGUAGUUUCAUCUCAGCUCCUAGAGAGCCCACAAUGAAAGACCGGAUUCUUCCAUGUUUGGAGCGUAUUCAGGAACUGGAGAAAAGUUAUGAGGAUAUCCGGAACAAACCCGUUGCAAUACCUGUAGAGAAGGAGAGAAUGUUGAUGGAUUCUUUAGACAGAAUCAAGUCAGUUGAGUUUGAUCUCGACAAAACAAAGAGGCUUUUACACGCCACGGUGAUGAAACAAAUGGAAAUAACUGAAAUGCUGCAAAAUUUACGCGAUUCCCAACUUCAUAGAAGAAGAAGAUUGUUCUGUUAAAAACCAUAAGAGAACAUCUGAGUUUUGCAUAAAUACAAAUCUGCACA
Arabidopsis arenosa is the source of this 2167-nucleotide messenger RNA. The record is from the annotation of a GenBank genome assembly. Lineage: Eukaryota; Viridiplantae; Streptophyta; Magnoliopsida; Brassicales; Brassicaceae.